AUGACAGCUACUUCGGCCUUACUGAAGCAGACCAUCACCCCUGCACUGCUCGAGGGAGUCCGAAACUUCUGGUUUGAUCACAUUAAUGGAGAAGAUGCAUUGAUUCUCCCUAGUCAAAAAGAGAUGAAGCGUUGGUUCAUGCGGGACACUAAUUUCGACCAAGCUUGCGUGGCACAAUUUCAGCCUGCAUUAGAGGUGAUUAUCACUUCUCAAGCAUCGGCCACUGAUAUGAUCGAUGUGAUUGAUCAGUCCUCGCCAAUAGAAUGGCUCAGUCUUCUCCUUUUGUUAGAUCAAGUGCCGCGCAAUUGUUUCCGCGGAGACGAGGCGAAGAAAGUCUUUGAACGCUUUGACCCGCUAGCUGUCAAAGUCGCUAUACGUGCUAUUGGGGCUGGGGUGCCGAUCCAGUCAUCGGAGGUGCGCUACCGGCUUUCGUAUAGGCUUUGGUUUCAUCUGCCUCUAAUGCACUCGGAGAAUCUCGCCGUGCACGAGAAAGCGAUUGAGACGCACGAGGGGAUAGCCAGAGAUCUUGGGGAACUUCUUCAGAAAGAGGUUGAAACUAUGAGCGAUGAUGAAAAGGCUUGUUAUGAUGUUCUCUCGGUUCAACAUGAUGCUACAAAGGCGUGGUUGAGCAGCACUUUCGACUUUGAGAAGAGACAUAAAGCUAUUAUUGAGCAAUUUGGGCGAUACCCGCAUCGCAAUGAAGUAUUAGGUAGGGUUUCAACUGAAGAGGAAAUUGAGUACUUAAAUAAUGGAGGGGAAACAUUCAGUUAG
Penicillium taxi is the source of this 771-nucleotide messenger RNA. RefSeq names its product DUF924 family protein. The record is from RefSeq and is a predicted model, not a curated record. Bases 1 to 771 code for a protein of 256 amino acids. Gene Ontology annotation, molecular function: protein binding. The transcript is spliced from 2 exons. Lineage: Eukaryota; Fungi; Ascomycota; Eurotiomycetes; Eurotiales; Aspergillaceae.